Molecule: messenger RNA, 3393 nt
Organism: Sodiomyces alkalinus F11
Lineage: Eukaryota; Fungi; Ascomycota; Sordariomycetes; Glomerellales; Plectosphaerellaceae
Exons: 1
Coding region: 1-3393 (1130 amino acids)
Source: RefSeq, a predicted model, not a curated record
AUGCCGAAAGGAAAAGGGUCGAAAAAGUCGAAGAAGGGCAAAGGCCUUUCAGGACCACCCCAGGGACAGCAAUCCACCCCUGACGUCUGGCCCGGCUCGGACGAUGUUUUCUGGCUCGGCAAACCCAGGUUGCAACCUGAAAAUGUAGAAGCAACGGCCGCCAGAGGCAUCAACCGAUUCAGGCCCCUCCCGCCCGGGGCGGCAAGGUGGUCGACGUACCAGGACCAACGCGAAGGGUGCGAGCCGUUUCUCAAGAGCUUGGGCUAUGGCCAACAGUUUCCAAUGCCGCCGCUUGAAGACCCGGAUGCCGAAGCAAACCUCGAUUUGGUCUGCGGCGAAGCCGACUUCCAUGCGCGCCGCCUAUUCAUCGAGUGGAACUCCCUCCGUCGAAAAGUCGGGGGUCUUGACUGUGCUGUCCUCCGCAACGCCGUCGACCACCUAUUCAAGAAACCCCGCCGUGACAGGCAAUCUUUCUUCGAAGACUGCUGGGAGGCAACAUUGCGCAAUUUCAUCGACCUGCCCGAAACGGCGUCGCGAGGGCGGCUGGCCCGCAUCGACAGGCAAGACAUUGCCCACUUGCUGAACCACCUCGACCACGUCGACCGGAGCCGGAUACCAAGAGACGAGUCCGGCCCGGAAAGGGAUCUACACUGGCCGCGCCUCAAGGCCCCUCACGUCUUCCAGGACGAGGGGAACCAAUAUGAGAAGCUCAACUUCGAACUCUUCUUCCACUUCCUCAUGCCCCGGAUAUGCCAGGAAAACUUGAACGACCCGCGGCUGUUCAUCAACCUCCUCGUAUCUCGGGGCCGGCACCACCCAGCCAACUUCACGAGGCGGGACAUGCAGGAGUCGUGGUGCGGAUGGGCCACUCGGUGGUUUUCCACUUUCACUUUCUUGCCCGACGUGGCCGUGUCUUUGGAUGUUCCGGACUUUGAGUACAGCGAGGGCGACCACGAGAGGAUGUUUCUCCAAACCCACCUCGGUCCGAACUUGCAGCAUAACUACCGCAAGCUUUUGUACGAGAAGGAGGCGAAAACUGCCCAGUUCGACUGGCAACGCGGACGCGGCUUCCCCUUCAGGGUCGGCUUUGCCUGCUUAUAUAUGCAGCAUGUCAUUGUCCGAUUCCUGAACGUGGUUUCGGACGCGGCGACGAUGCAGUGGGCAUCCGACAUCCGGGAACUACCCAUGUCCCAACCAGUCUGGCGCAUCGAGGGCCUCCCGGACUAUAGAGACGAGUUCAUCAACAUCCAGGGGUGGGGUCACGUGGGGAUGGUUCCGGACUUGAAGAAUGCCGAAAGCAUCCAGAAGUCGAGGCUUCGGGAUUUCUCCUCGCCCCAAUGGUCGGAUAUGCGACUCUGGAGCAAGCAUUUCCGAGCUCGCGCCGACGAGGCUCUCCUCCACCUCAAGCGAUUGAUGCACCACACCGACUACUUCCUCGAACAGGUCGACAUGGUUCUCGAUCACCACCACGGCCGGGUCGUCGAUGUCGACGGACAAACGCUGCCAUGCUUCCUGGAAGAGACCAGUAAAUUGACCCGGGGAAAUCUCAUCUUCGACGUUGUCGGGCGGAUCUUCUGGCGGGCCCUCCUCGACCUAGAAGCCCACGCUACUCUCGCCAUCGAGUGCUCCACAUUGAAGACAGACCUCGUUCCCUUCCACAGCUCCACGGAUGGCUUAAUCGAGUCCAUACGGCCCUGGCACGACGUGUCGGAGGCCGACAACCUCGACGAUCAGCUAGACGUCCUACUCUGGCUCAACACUCACGUUCGGUGGCUGGCCGACUACUACUGGCGCGAGAUUUGCGAUCGGGGCAUCUGGGUAGCUGGCCCCCAUGCGCGGGAACACUUCUUCAGGGAGACACCCAAUCCGGGCGAGGCAGACCUGCCGCAGAACCCAGGAGAGCACGGUGUCCGCUUUCGACUUCAAGAUGCCGCCUUCUUCGACGACGUGUUUCCGGGAAGCGAGAUGGACAGCCAAGAGGUCGCUACGAACCAGGUGUCGCUCGACUAUGAGGAGCAACUAGAGCGCGCGCAUAAGGUCGUGGGAGCGCACAUAUUCAAGCUCCUGGGGGACAAGAGGGCCUUGGGGUUUGCCGGGCUGGCCAGCGUGGUCGAAUCAAUGGCACCCAUGGUGCAGCCCCUGCUGGACGCGGGAUACUUGUCCAGCUGGGUGGUCGAUCCGCUGAACACCAUGUACUGGUGCGCCCGGCUGGAGGAAGAAGUGGACUUGUUCCAAGACGUGACGGACGACUUGACUUCCCGCCAGGCCGACGGCGACAAGGACUUGUCUCUCUACGAAGACAGCAAGACACUGACGAGCCUCCGUGCCCUCGAGAAGAUGCCCAUCCUCGACAAGGACGUGGUCGGCGGCCACCAUCUCCUCUCCCUCCUCCAGCGGGACGGCGGUCCGGACGAGACGGAGCAACAAGCGCGAAGGAGGAGGAUGGACCAGAAAGCCGCCAUCAAGAAAGCGUGGCUCGGCUUCGUGGCGCGGCUGACGGGGAAGAAACGGUCCAAGCUGGAGGCGUACAAUUUCAAAGACAACAUGUUCGACGUCGAAGAGGUUGGGACGCUACCCCCCGCGUUCGCCAAGCAGUGGCACGAGAUCUUCGACCCUUGGUCGGCGGUGGCGGUCGAUAGGGAAACCUCCUCCUCCUCCUCCUGGGCUUAUAGCCGCGAUUACGACGGCGACGACGACGAAGACGACAAACCGCCGCCGAAACCCCAACUUUACGUACCGCCGCCCAAACCGGCGCCGCAGACGCAGACGCCUCCGCGCCAGGCGAGUCCCCCGAGUCCCCCGAAGAUCACGACGUCGCCGUCGCUGAAACCGGUGCACGGGCGACAGAGGGGCGACCUCGAGCAGAAACAAGCGCAGCGGCUGACGAAAGCGGAGCGGAACAGGGCGUUCCUGGAGGAGUUCCCGCCGCCGGCGGCGCCCGCGCCCCCUCCGCCCGCGAAACCGGCCCUGCCGCUGGAAGUGUGGAACACGCUGGACGAACUGUUCGGGGGGAAGAGGAACGUCAGCGUGAACGACAUGGCGGCUGCGUUCGGGCACCUCGGGCUGAAGGGGGAGAUGGGGGUGGGGUAUAAGUUUGAUUUUACGGAGAGGACGCUGUUUCCGCGGCCCAAGGACGCUUGUCUUCUGCCUUUGACGUUUCAUUUCCCGGAACACCUGAAGACGAAUCAGUCUAUCAAUCGGACGCAGAUCGUUUGGGCCAUUGGGAAGAGGCUGUAUAAGACGGGGAUCACGCAGAAGGGGUUGGAGGAGACGUAUUCGGGGUGUCCCGGGUGGUCGAAGCCGAAGUGGUUUGGGAGUCCGGGAGGGGACGGGGAGGGAGGGGAGGGAGGGGAGGGAGGGGAUGGAGGUGCGGCCGGGGAGGCUGGGGCUUAA